UCCUAUCACCAAGCACAAUAUUCCCUCAAAAUUAAUGGCUCUACCUCAAACCAAAUCCCUCUUUCUCCUCUUUCCACUGUUGGUAUCUCCCUUCAUUCCUACCAUUUUCGGUGAAAACCCUAGCGAGUUCUCAAAAACCAUCGAUGUCCCGGAAGAACCGAUGCGUCGCCAAAAACUCACUUCCCUGCAUUUCUACUUCCACGAUAUUGUAAGCGGUCGCAAUGCAACUGCGGUUCCCGUAACUAAACCCCCUAACCCUUCAUCUUUUUUCGGUGUUAUCAUGAUGAUGGAUGAUCCGCUAACAGAAGGUCCGGACCCGAACUCGAAGCCCGUGGGCCGUGCACAAGGGAUGUAUGCAAGUGCUGCUUUAGAGGAGCUUGGAUUCAUGCAGGCUAUGAACCUGUAUUUUACUGCAGGUAAGUACAACGGAAGCGUGUUAACGGUUCUCGGGCGCAACGCCCCGAUGCACCCGAUAAGGGAGAUGCCUGUUAUUGGAGGUAGUGGGCUGUUUAGGUUUGCUACAGGUUAUGCACUGGCUAGGACGCAUUGGGUUGAUUUGAAGACUGGGGAUGCGAUAGUGGAGUACAAUGUUACUGUUAUGCAGUCGAGUCCAGUCCUUGUGGGUUGAUUAGGGUUAUGGGCUUAUGUGCUCGUAGUAGCAUAGUUUAAUUUUCAUGUUGAUCCGUUAUAAAUUUUAUUAUGUUUACUAGUUGGAUCCCGGUACUCGGUUGCUUACUUGUUGCGUUGGAGAUCCAUAACUGGACAUAUAUCCAGUUAAGACUUGGCACUUAUCAUCUCUAACCUUUUUUUAAUUAGCAUUUAAUUGUUUUUUUUUUCUUGUGAAAUAAACCAAUCUCUAUGUUAUA
Asparagus officinalis (garden asparagus) is the source of this 866-nucleotide messenger RNA. Its product is annotated as dirigent protein 22-like. The transcript has a single exon. The coding region runs from base 35 to 628 and encodes 197 amino acids. The record is from RefSeq and is a predicted model, not a curated record. Lineage: Eukaryota; Viridiplantae; Streptophyta; Magnoliopsida; Asparagales; Asparagaceae.